Cuscuta epithymum is the source of this 4739-nucleotide messenger RNA. Lineage: Eukaryota; Viridiplantae; Streptophyta; Magnoliopsida; Solanales; Convolvulaceae. The record is from the annotation of a GenBank genome assembly.
GAUAGACUUGAUUUUAGCUAAAUUUGGAUAUUGAAAUGUAGACGUACUUGAAUGUAGUUAUCAAAAUUUGGGUAGUUUCAUAUUGAGAUGUGAAUUGUUGGUCAAUUUCGACUUUUGAAUAUAUUACAAUUUUGGUAGCUUUUUUAUUUAGGAAAUUUGAAUGUGUAUAAAGUGUGUAUAUUGAUGCGUACUCAAUUGAAUUUUGGACAAUGAAUUGUUAUUAGAAUAUGGAUUUCUCAAGCUUCCCAAUCGUGUGUCAUUGGGGAGGGAACUAUUAUGAGGAUGCUGGGCAAAUAUGCCAUGAAGGUGGCAGAACGAGCUUUGUCAUGGUUUCUCGUGGCGCUUGCAUGGUCGAGAUCCUUCAAAAAAUACAUGCAGCGACAAUGAUUCAUCCCGGCCGUUCAUUGCGGUUGAAAAUGAAAUUUCCCAUGAACGGGGGAAAGUACAUGCUUAUGCCGCUCAUUGAUGAGCUAGCUAUAACAAAUAUGUGGGGCAUAAUUCAGAUGGAGGAUAUGUCGUCGCUGGAGGUAUACAUUGAGGAAUGCUUUGACGCUAAUGCUACUCAAUCGACAUCAAAUGCUGGUGUAUCUAGGCAUGAUGUCAUUGCAGGGGUGAAUGCAGGGAAGUCGUCAAAGGUUCCUGUACUAGACAUGGUUAUACAGGAGGAUGGCAGGUAUUUGCACAACGGUGCAUCAUUUGUGGAUGGGCAGGGAAGUGAUGAUGAUGCAGACGAGAACAUCAAUGGUGACGACAUGACAGAAUCUGAUGAAGAUGAUGGUGAUACUGUGACAUCAACUGCCCCGUCUAGCCACUUCACUAGAAUGUAUGAUCUCCCUGAAGGUUUUACUGAUGCGUGGAUGAGUGGAUCAGGUGAGAAAAGGUUUACCCCCGAUGGUGAGUUUGAGGUCGGUCAACAGUUUGACAACAAAGAACAAGUCAUCAAUAUGGUGAGCUUGUAUUCUAUCAAACGGAACCAAUUCUAUCGGGUGAUAGAGUCCGACAAACACAAAUGGGUGGCACAAUGCAAAAGGAAGAAAGAAUGUCAAUGCCCCUGGAGAAUACGCGCCACAAAGAAUAAAGGCAACCUUGACACCUUCACAAUUGUGCGUUAUUCUGGACCUCAUUCUGCUUCUUGUGUAGGCAACAUCGACACUACAGAUCACGUGGCCUUGACAUCAGAAUUCAUCUGUAAAGAUGUGGUUGACAUUAUUCGCACUGAUCCUUCUCUUAAAGUGCAUACUAUCAUCGAGAUGUUGAAGGAAAAAUAUGGGUAUACGGUAUCUUACCGGAGAACAUGGAUGGGGAAGCAAAAGGCCAUAGCACAAAUAUUUGGCGGUUGGGAAAAGUCAUAUUUCGAAUUGCCCCGUUUCAUGACAGCGCUCCAACAUUCUAAUCCAGGAACUGUUGUUCAGUGGUACCCACCCCCCAAUGGUGCGACAGGUUAUAUGAUGUUUCAAAGAGUUUUUUGGGCAUUCAAGGCAUCAAUAUCUGGUUUUAAGCAUUGUCGACCCGUACUUACUAUUGAUGGCACACACAUGUAUGGAAAGUACAAGGGCACAUUGCUCGUGGCCAUGAGUUGUGAUGCGAACAACCAAAUUUUCCCAGUCGCCUUUGCAGUUGUUGAAUCCGAGAAUGGAGACAGUUGGCCAUGGUUUAUGGCAUGUAUUAGGCAUUUUGUGACUAACAGGGAGUUGUGUGUCAUUUCAGAUAGACAUGGAGGUAUUGUUAGGGCAAUGAAUGAGGUUGGAAGUAAUUGGGAGGAGCCUUAUGCGCAUCAUAGGCUAUGCAUCCGUCAUCUUGCUUCAAAUGUGCACACUCAUUUCAAAGACAUUCAUUUAAAAAAUCUAUUUGUGUGGACCGCACGGCAACAUCAGAAAAAAAAAUUUGAUGGUGGGUUCAAGAAGAUAGGUGAAAUGAGUAGGGAUGCACGACAAUUUUUGGCCAACAUUCCUCCAGAAAUGUGGUCGCUGCACCAUGAUGGCGGGUACAGAUACGGUACCAUCACUUCAAAUCUGGCUGAGGUUUUCAAUAGCGUCAUGAAAAAUGCUAGAUAUUUGCCCAUUACCGCCUUGGUCCAGGUGUCUUUUUACCGGGUUAAUGCGUACUUUGUGAAUAGGCGUGAAACUAGUAAGUUGAGGCUCACACAAGGCCACGAGUACUCCCCAUACAUCACAGAUUUAAUUGAAAAAAAUAGAGAGAAGGCAAAGCAUCACAUUGUCACUCCUUUUGAUUUAGGGCGAGGUAUAUUUCAGGUGGAGACCGGUUGUGGUGGCAGAACGUUGGGAAAGGGUGGGAGAAAACAAACUGUCCAUCUACAACGGAAAACGUGCACUUGCAAAAAGAUGGAGAUAUACAAGAUUCCUUGCUCCCAUGUAUUAGCCGUGUGUAGACAACGUAGUUUGUCUUAUGCUCCAUUUGUGGAUAAGUUCUUCUCUUCUGACCAAUACGCCGCCACGUAUCAUAGGGUGUUCAAACCGAUUCCUGAUCGUGAUUAUUGGCCAAAUUACAAUGGACCCGAAAUCGUGCAUGAUCCAUCCAUGCUUCGGGCGAAGGGAAGACCAAAGUCGACCCGUAUUAAGAAUGAGAUGGAUGAAGGCCCACGAGGAACGGUUAGAUGUGGAAGAUGCCACCAAACCGGCCAUAAUAGAGCGACAUGUGCAAAGAGAUCAUCUAGACAAGCGGGGGGGUCCGCUGGGUAUGUGUAUAUUUCGAGUCAAUCAUAAUUCAUUAUUUCCUUGCAUGGAAAAUUAAUAAAUUCAAAAAAGGAAGUUAAAAAAAAUGUAAUACAUUAUACAAUUACAACUAAUACAAUUAGAACUAAUACAAAUUUUGUUUGUAGGCAUGGAGGUGAUAGCGGAUCCUGGGCCGAGUGAUCCUUCUGUCCUGACACUGCAGGCCUCACACAGGAGUGAGGAUGUUUGGCUUGGCAUGGAUGUGCAGGUUGAUAGGUGCCGCGAGCAUCUGCGGGGUUUGUCCCAUUUACAUGUCGACCCCAGAGUCCUAGCAUAUGUUCGUGCAGCAGGUUUUUUUACACUGCACAGGUUAGUGGCUACUGUGCCUUUAGAUAGAGCCCUCCUCACUGCUCUACUUGAGCGUUGGAGGCAGGAGACACAUUCAUUUCACCUCCCUGUUGGUGAGGUCACUGUGACAUUGGGAGAUGUGGCUGUACUGACUGGGUUAGAGGUUGAUGGGAGAGCUGUUACAGGCACUGCUUGUCGACAGUGGGUGGAUGAGUGUGAGAGGUUGUUAGGCAUCCGCCCCGUUCUUAGGGCUGACCUUCAGGGGUCAUCUCUUAGGAUGCCAUGGUUGAGGGAGCACUUCCAGGCCCUUCCUCCCGACGCUGAUGAGAUGAUCAUCCAGCAGCAUGCUCGGGCGUAUAUAUUGAUGAUGAUGGGAGCCUCCAUUUUCGCUGACAAGAGCGGAAAUGAGGUUCAGGUGCUACACCUGCCUUUGCUGGAGAGGUUUGAUGUAGCAGCACAGUUUAGCUGGGGUAGUGCCACCCUGGCUUAUCUCUACAGGCAGCUGUGUCGCGGGUGCCAGAGAGGGAGCACAGAGCUGGGGGGAUUUUUGCUACUCCUCCAGAUUUGGUCAUGGGAGUAUAUCCACAUUGGCCGUCCCAUUAUAGUUGGAUAUCAUGGCAUUGAUGGACAGCCACUGCCUGAUGAGCCUCCACGUCUGCUAGGACCACAUCAUGUACGGGGCGUGGACCCUCUAGGCCGUCGGUGGCUAUAUGCUGGUUUAUCUCGCAUGUCAUCCGCUACUGGUCUCGGUGUGUACAGGGAUGCAUUGGAUCGGAUGUCAGAGGACCAGAUCACAUGGAUGCCGUAUAGACCUGAUAUGUUAGCAGAGUUGCCCCCAGCUGGACGAGAGCAGACUCACAUAUGGCGAGCACGUGUGCCGCUGAUAUGUUUUGACAUUGUUGAGCUUCAUUUGCCUGAUAGAGUCAUGCGACAGUUUGGGUUUGAGCAGGUCAUUCCACGUCCUAUCGACACUUAUGUAGAGCUGCAUAAGCUGGAUAGGCGUGGGAAACAUACAGAGGAUUGGGCACUCAGACAUGUCCGAUACGUGACUAUGUGGGAUAGGAGAGCUGAGCUAGCCGUGGCUGGGACACCCACAUAUGUGCCAUCAGUUUCAGGAGAUUACAUGGGAUGGUACUACAGCAUCACUCGGUUGUUUGUGUCUCCUUCGUUCAGACUCCCUACUCAUCAUUAUCAGCCUAGCUCAUUGGCAUUGCAUCUUACGACCCGAGCUUUGCAGCGCAUACAUCAGCGGGCUACUGCCACUGUGACUGAUAUUCCUGAUGUGGACAUGUAUGGACAGACUCUGACAGGCAUUGCCUCGUUAUGCUCAGAUGUCUUGGGUCGAGUAGACUACGGACAUCUUAUACACAUGCCCGCAUCUCAGGAGAUGGCAUCCACGUCUAGUGCAGCCGCGGGUUCAUCAUCCCAGACGCAACAUGAGAGAGUGGUUCUUCAACCACGACAACGCCGUAGGCGUAGACAUGAGCAGCAACAUCUCCAUGACGAAGCUGAUGAUGGGAACUUGUAGUUUGUCUUUUGUAUUAUAGUUUUUCUUAUGCAAUAGAUGUUGUAGGAACAAUUUACAAGUUUUGAUGUAUUUUCUCUUGUUAAGUAUUCUAUGUUGUAUUGAUGUGUUCGAGUAUGAAUAUUACAUGAUUAUUUGUUAUGGCAUAUAUGAUGAUUGAACUGUGUUAUACCGGUUAUGAUUUGAAAGUUUUU